GGAUCCGGGCAGCGGCAGCGGAGGAGCAGCAGCAGCAUCCCCGGGACCCCGGCUUCAGCGUCCCCGUGGCCCCGCGGGCCGGCGGAACGGCCCGAGAGCGCGCGCCCCGCGGAUCUGGUAAAGCAGCUCCAAGAAUUGCUCAUCCAGGACGGGAGGGCUUGUAUGAACAUACAGGUGGUACCUUUCCCUGAGAGGAAUGCAGAAGUUUCAUCAUAGGGUGAGUCUUGCUGUGACCAGAACGUGUUGGCUGAACCUGCGUGGCUGACUUCUAGGGAGCAAUCUUUACUGACAGUGGGAAAUACUGAUGCUGACAUUGUCUUAUCUUCAGAUCAGGUGUGACCCAGAACAGAAGCACCAAGCUCAAUGUCAAGCCUGAUGUGAUUGUGAUGAAAUAAAGUUGAAACGCCUUUAAUUGGAACAGGAUUCUGCAGUGUGGGGCACUGCAGCUUCUCCUGGCAGGAGGCCCUCAAAUCUUGGAAUGAUGGAGACCGUGCUAGGCAUUUGUCACCUGUCGUGAGAAGAGAGAAGAUGUAGCAUGUUUAGGCAGAAUUAAGAGGAAGAUUUCUGAGGCAUGGAGCUUCCAUGGGGUUCUGAAGAAAGUAAACUGAAUACAAAGAUGCCAGACUGUCACUGAGGUCCAUGGACGAAUGCCCACCCACUGCUCUGUAUGGGAUUGUAGAUUUAUGAGUACUAUGCAGCCUUUGCAUGAUGACAAGAAUCUAGUGCCCCAGAGGCAUAUUCUUCAGUAUCUGGACUAGACGUGCUGUCAAGACAAUGGCUUCUAAGGUCUCCUGCUUAUAUGUUUUAACCGUCGUGUGCUGGGCCAGUGCUCUCUGGUACUUGAGCAUAACUCGUCCUACUUCUUCCUACACUGGCUCGAAGCCAUUCAGCCACCUCACAGUUGCCAGGAAAAACUUCACCUUUGGCAACAUAAGAACUCGACCUAUAAACCCACAUUCUUUUGAAUUUCUUAUAAAUGAACCCAACAAAUGUGAGAAAAACAUUCCUUUCCUUGUGAUCCUCAUCAGUACCACCCACAAGGAAUUUGAUGCCCGGCAGGCAAUCCGGGAGACAUGGGGGGAUGAGAACAACUUUAACGGGAUAAAGAUAGCCACACUCUUCCUCCUGGGUAAGAACGCAGAUCCCGUCCUGAAUCAGAUGGUGGAGCAAGAGAGCCAGAUCUUCCAUGACAUCAUCGUGGAAGACUUCAUUGACUCCUACCACAACCUUACCCUCAAGACUUUAAUGGGGAUGAGAUGGGUUGCCACUUUCUGUUCAAAAGCCAAGUAUGUCAUGAAAACAGACAGUGACAUUUUUGUAAACAUGGACAACCUUAUUUAUAAACUCCUGAAACCCUCCACCAAGCCAAGAAGAAGGUAUUUUACUGGCUAUGUCAUCAACGGUGGGCCAAUCCGGGAUGUCCGCAGUAAAUGGUAUAUGCCCCGAGAUUUGUACCCUGACAGCAACUACCCUCCUUUCUGCUCCGGGACUGGCUAUAUCUUUUCAGCUGAUGUGGCCGAACUGAUUUACAAGACCUCACUGCAUACCAGGCUGCUUCACCUUGAAGAUGUGUAUGUGGGACUGUGUCUUCGAAAGCUAGGCAUCCAUCCUUUCCAGAACAGUGGCUUCAAUCACUGGAAGAUGGCCUAUAGCUUGUGUAGGUACCGCCGGGUUAUCACUGUGCAUCAGAUCUCUCCAGAAGAAAUGCACAGAAUCUGGAAUGACAUGUCAAGCAAGAAGCAUCUCAGAUGUUAGGAAUUUUGCCAAUGUAAAUAUGUUUCUUUUUUAGAAAUGGGGCCUAAGGUGUUAGUAUUUUACAGGUGUCACCAAGGGGAUAUGAACUGGUGAGGGGGUUUUGUAGUUUUUGCUUCCUGUUCCUUGUUCCUUUCUUGGAUCACCAAUUUACAGAUGCUAGGCUUUGGCCAUAGAUACAAUAAGUGAGUUAGAAGGACCAGAUUUAAUUCAGGUCCCAAGACCUUGCUAUUUAUCUUUAAAAGUGACUUGUAAACAACUGCUAAGAUUUAUGUGCUGUGCAUCUGAGAUAAAAAUCUGGUUCAGAAAAUGGAAACUCACAAUAAUGUCUUCAUCUCAUCUCUGCAAAAAUAAAUAAAUAAAUAAUUCUCAAAAACAAUUCAAAAGUGAUGCACAGUCAGGAAGACAGACUGGAUGUGAUGAUUAGUACUGUGUGUGUUGUUACAUUGAAUUUUUACAUAUAUCACCAUGUAAUGUGUACAGAAUUUAUGGUUCCACCAAGAAUUGAAUUUAGUAUAGGCAGGGAGAAUGCAGUGAAAUAGAUGAAACUUGAAAACUUUAGAAUCAAAUACAUUGUAUGUUUAGAGAACAACUCUGCUUGUUUGUCCAAGGAUUAAACCUGGUCAGCAGGAGGAAUGUAUAUAAAAUGCUACUUAAAGUAAACAAAAUAAAAAUCUUAUGCUCUUUUAGAACAAACAUUACAUGGUGCCGCCAAGGAGACUGCCAAAUGUAAUAAUCUCUGCUUCCUUCCAUAUUAUGCUGCUAAGUGCAUUUUCCAAUUCUUGAAUCAGGCAAGUGCAUGUCUCCACGUAUAGAAAAUAAGUUGGUAGGAGACCAAAGAAUAAGAAAUUACAAUUGAGAAAAAUGCAAAUUUAGUUACACAUUUAAUCAACAUAAGCUUAGCAAUAGUAUCUGAUGCCCCCUCACACAUUUGCAAAGCCUGUAAGAAAAUCUUUACUGGGUGCCAGCAUUAUUGAAAGAUUUGAUCCUACUAUUGAUGGAUGGAAAAACACUCUAACAUCUGGAACAUCCAAGUAGCAGCAAAGUAGUUAAUGAGGUUAUGUUAUUAUCUGGAGAUGCUGCAGCUAGGAUUCAUGGAGAACUGAGAGUGAGGAAGCUGAGUUCAGAUCCUACUGAUGCCACCAGACUUCUGUGUACCCUGUGAGCAGGUCUCUCAACGUUGAUGUACUUCAGUAUGCUCAAUUGUAAAAUGUCUGACAAAAAUAUCUACCUCACAGGUACUGUGAGAACAAAUCACAUUUGUUAAGUAUUUUGAGGUCCUUAGUUUAAAAGGUGCUACAUAAUGCUAUGUGUUAUGCAUUAUAUGCUAAAUGCUAAAGUGAUUACAAUAAUCAUAAUAAUGAUCAUCAGUAGUAACAUCAUCUCAAUAAAAGUAUCUACCAGAAUAUGAAAUGUCAGUGUACUUAAUUCUUCCAAAAUUUUGAUGCUUCUUUGGCUAUAAGUUAGUAGUUUGUGGAAACUUCAAUUUUUCUGCCAUUUCCUGUCUUCAAUAACUCAGUGAUCACUUCAGCAUGUUGCCUUUGAAUCUCAAGAUGCUGAAAGACAAGGGAGCUGCUUUGCUCUGGGUAGGAGCAUUGCACAUGGUUUGCAAAAUGCAUUACAACAACUUGGACCUUGGGAAGAAUUUGACCUGAAUUCUCCUUAGAAACUUUGAGAACAGGUAGAGUUAGCUCAUUCCAUUAGAAGAAUUAGCAUUUAGCAGUCUAUACAUUGCAUACCUAUCAUUCAUUGGAAAACUCAACGAAAGCCACACAUCUGAAUAGGAGCACUCUUUCUUAUCUGGUGUUUUGUUUUUUUGUUUUUUUUUUUUUUGUUUUUUUAACCUGACCUCUGGAAGUACCCGUAGACAAGGGAGGAAAAGUGAAUAAACUGAAGUCAUAGUCUAGUGCUUAGAAACAAUGGUUCUCCCACAUCCCUAGCUCCAAAAUACCCAAUAUAAGAUAGUACUUCCCAUCGAUUAAUAUGCCCUCAAGUUAUGAUCAGCAGAUCUAAUGAUUCUGAUUACUGAGCAGUGUUAAUUGUCCUGGUGGAGUGGAGCAGGACAGGGUGAGCCCCUCUCUCAUCUUGCAUCCUCAACUGCUGUGAGUUCCAGUCACUGGGAAAGUCUCUCAACCUCAUGCCUCAUUUGCCUCCCAAUCAUACAGCUAAACACAGUCUCCAUCUCAUACUGCUCUCUUGCAUUCAUGCCAAUGCUAAGCCAAACCACUUUGGUGUCAAAUAAUUGCACAUUAUAAACACCAUGUAUGUACAUCUAUGAAUUGUUUUAUAUGUGUAUAGAAUAAGAAUAAAGCCCUAAUCUUGAAAAGGAGCAAAAAUCAGAAACUCACAUGUCUUAAAGAACUAUUUCCUAACUUUUUAAUGCUACAUAGUGCCCAUGUGACAAACAUGUGAAUAGUCAUCAAAGACCACAUGUAUAUAUUUUAAAAACAUUUUUUCCUCAGAUGUAUGUACAGCUAGAAUCUGCUUGAUAUGUAACAUUUUCCUCUGCAUGGGGCUUGGUGAGACAAGGCCAUUUGCCCAGUAUUUCAAUAGCCUUAAGCAUGUUUUCCCUUUCUUUUUUGAAUGUUCAAAAAAAUGUUUAAUUGAUCAAGUAAAAGCUCUACUUUUCUACUUUUGUUAAUUCUAUGACAUGACCCUUGACAACUUAUUGUUGCAAUUGUUUCUUAAACCAUUCUUACAAUUACCUUGACAAAUAUAAUUUUUCUUAAUAACAAUAGCAUUCCAGGGCUGGGGAUGUAGCUCAGUAGUGGAUCACUUGCCAAGCAUGUAAAAGGCUCUGAGUUGGAUUCCCCAGCACUGCAAAUAAUAAUGCUAAUAAUAAUAAUAAUAAUAAUAGAAUUAAAAUAACAAUGGCAGUAUUCUACCCAAAGUCAUUUGGACAAUUUUUCUAAACAUUGUCUGACUAGCUCCUUGCCUAGUUUUUCAUUAAACAUUGGAUAACAAUGGCUACCAGUGAUCAAUAUCUAUAAUCUUAAAGUUCCUUAAUUUAUUUGGGGGGGAAGGAAAAAAAAAAGCUUUCUCUUUGGUGCCUAGUUUGUGUGGCUGUGUCUUCUUACAUUGGAGCAGUUUCAAUACAUGCUGUACUUUAAAAUAAAAAAACCAGAAUCAAAACAUGAAGAUCAUUGUUGAUAUGGAUUAAAUGUGAAAGAAUAAAACCCCUUGUGUGAUAAUAUAUGGGGAAAACAAACUAUACAGCAAAGCCAAGGAAGGAGUUUUAGUCAAAUUUCUUCUACAAAAAGACAAUGGAAUAUUUAUGUACAGUGUCUGGUAUUCAUUUUCUACCUUUCCUAAUAUGUGGGUUCAGUGUGGGAAUUGAUUAUGUCAUUUCUUCUGUAAAGGUGAAGAUAGUUUUUAUAAGCAACAAGGUAACUUGUGGAAUGAAAGAAGUGCUUUGCUAGAAGUGCUUACAAUAAUUGACAUUUAGGUAUAUCAUUAUAUAUGAAUGGUUGUAUUUAUGUAUUUAUUUGUUCAAAAUUGUAUAUACAGUUUUGCUGAAAGUAAUUGUAAAAGUGCAUUCUCUGGGUUUAUAGUUGCCAUACAUGGGUUGCCAAUCAAGCUGCUAAUCAGAAUACUAUUUUUUGUAUCAGUGUUAUAAAACUGAAAGGAGAAAUAGAUGAAGAUGUCUUUACAUUCACUUUUUUUCACCUUCCUCUUGAAAUGUAAACUGUUGGCUAAAAGCACGAUGCUAAUGUACAGGUCCAUCUGUCAUGGUUCCCUAAAGAUGAUUUUUUUAAACCAUUGGGACAAAUAAACAGAAAGAAAACUA
Jaculus jaculus (lesser Egyptian jerboa) is the source of this 5539-nucleotide messenger RNA. RefSeq names its product beta-1,3-galactosyltransferase 1 (gene B3galt1). The record is from RefSeq and is a predicted model, not a curated record. Gene Ontology annotation, molecular function: N-acetyl-beta-D-glucosaminide beta-(1,3)-galactosyltransferase activity. The transcript is spliced from 6 exons. Lineage: Eukaryota; Metazoa; Chordata; Mammalia; Rodentia; Dipodidae. Bases 775 to 1755 code for a protein of 326 amino acids. Gene Ontology annotation, cellular component: membrane.